AUGACCGGCACAAACCUUCUCGACGCAACCUGCGUCUGGACGCUGACCGCAGGCUACAGCCACCUCACCGGCAUCGACAUCGACAUCGACGACGCCCUGAAGACCACCUGCGCCCACCACGCCAGCGACUCCUCGCCGUGGCAGCAGGCCUACGAGAUCUUCAUCGCCAUCCUGCUGACGGUGAUCGUGACCUUCAGCCUGAUAGCGGGCUGCAGCAGCCGGGCGAAGCUAGUGCGCAAGCUGCGCGAGACGCCCUCGUACCGGAUCCACCGCGAGCUGGAGAACAUGUACGAGGAAUACUGGGUGUGCACCGCGAGCCGGAAGCUGCGGGAGGCGUGGCGCCGGGCCGGCAGGAGGUACGUCAGCGUGACGUACGUGGAUGAUGCCGUGGCUAUGAGGCGGACGGUCACCGUUGUCGAGGACUUACGGCUAGCGCCUAGGCCUCGGGCGGGCGACGCCGAGAGGGAGGGCGUCAAGGACGAGGAGCGAGGGAGGGCGUAUGAGCUGCAGGAUAGGACAGGGCGAGCAGGAGCAGGAGCAGGAGCAGGAGCUGGAGCAGGAGCAGGAGCUGGAGCUGGAGCUGGAGUAGGAGCUGGAGCUGGAGCUGGAGCAAGAGCUGGAGCUGGAGCAGGAACUGGAGCAGGAACUGGAGCAGGAACUGGAGCUGGAGCAGGAACUGGAGCUGGAGCAGGAACUGGAGCUGGAGCCGUUGCGCCGCCGCCAAAUCCUGCGGCCAGCCAGGCUCCAUCACUGGCAGUCCCUCCUCCUGUGGCGACGAGAGAUGAGAGCUAUUUGGUUGCAAUAGACUCAACAUUCACGGAUGAGGAACUGAGGGCAUCUCCACCACCAUACCAGCGCGGGCGAUACACGGUCUGA
Molecule: messenger RNA, 876 nt
Organism: Drepanopeziza brunnea f. sp. 'multigermtubi' MB_m1
Lineage: Eukaryota; Fungi; Ascomycota; Leotiomycetes; Helotiales; Drepanopezizaceae
Source: RefSeq, a predicted model, not a curated record